Messenger RNA from Lasiodiplodia theobromae, 3537 nucleotides. Its product is annotated as Dystroglycan-type cadherin-like protein. The transcript has 3 exons. The record is from RefSeq and is a predicted model, not a curated record. Lineage: Eukaryota; Fungi; Ascomycota; Dothideomycetes; Botryosphaeriales; Botryosphaeriaceae. Gene Ontology annotation, cellular component: membrane. Gene Ontology annotation, molecular function: calcium ion binding. Bases 1 to 3537 code for a protein of 1178 amino acids.
AUGCAGGCAACCCUUAUUGUCUCCGCCGAUGCCGCGCCAAAGUUGAAUGUGGACAUCACUGAUUCUCUGGCAAAGGCCGGGAAGCUGUCCGGUCCACGAAGCUUGUCGCUUCAACCGUCGGAACAAUUCAGCAUCCAAUUCCCAACGGACACUUUUACCUCAUCGGCGACGGCAGAUUUGACAUAUUACGCCACUUUAAGCGACAGAUCUCCAUUGCCAUCUUGGGUUAGCUUCAAUCCAGACUCGAUGGUCUUCUCGGGGACAUGCAGCGCAUCAUCGCAGACAGUGGACUUGAUGUUGGUGGCGUCGGACGUCAUAGGGUUUGCUGGCUCUUCUCUGGUCUUCACUAUCUCUGUUAGUACCCACCAGCUGUUCUUCAGCAACGUCGAGCAAACUGUCAACGUCACGGCCGGGUCGGAAGUCAAUAUUGCAGAUCUCCGCAGCCAACUUUCCCUCGAUGGCGAGGCUCUUUCCGACACGGACCUUAAGAACGCCACAGCUAGCCCGCCCAGCUGGCUUUCGUUUGAUCCGAAGACGCUGGGUAUAAGGGGAACUGCGCCUCAGGACGUCAACUCAACCAGCUUUACCAUUUCAGCCGCGGACAGAUUCGGAGAUGUUGCUAACACAACUAUACUACUCAUGGCAGGAUCGGAAUUGUUCCGAGGUGCUGUCGGCAAUUUGAACGCAGUGGUUGGCGAGCCGGCCAAGUUUGACCUCAGCAACGUGGUGGCGAAGCAGCCAGGGCUACAAGUCGAGGUGGACCUGGGCUCAGCAGCGCAGUGGCUCCACUUUGAUGAAGACUCGCUCACCAUCUCAGGAGAGAUACCCUCCUCUGCCGCACCGCAAGAGAUUCAUGGCAGCAUCAAGGUCACCACAGCCGACGGAUCGCAAAGCGACACGGGGUCUUUCGACAUUGUGGUCAAAGCCGCAGAGGCAACUGGGAGCAAUCCGCGCUCUACAUCCGCGACGGCCAAUGCGAGCACAACAGCGGGGUCUUCAGAGACGUCGUCGGCAGGCCUUGCUCCGCAUGAAACAUCCAACAAUGGCGCAGUCAUCGCAGUGUCUGUUGUUUGCAUCGUUGUGGCCAUAAUUGCCCUAGUCCUAGGGUUUCUUCUCUAUAGGCGUAGCGGGCGCCCUGGACGACCAAGCUCUCCAAGACGGAGAAAGGAAGACAUCUCGAGACCGAUAUAUCACGAUGAAUCGGACUGGCAGAUGGCAGACGACACAUUCAUUGGAGAACGGGAUGUGGAGAAAGGCGAAGGCACUGUUAGAAGAACAAACCUACCGCCACCGCAGAUCGGCACCCCGUCAACGCUAAAGAGGGCUACUAUGGAGAAGAGGGGAAUUCGCCACAAUUACCGGCCAUCGCACGCCACAUCAAUUGGCGAGAACGACAGUCAAGUCCUACACAGCGCUAUUCAGUCUGGAGACUGGAGCGUAGCCGCCGGCGCUAUACCGCUCGUUCAGCACACUGUCAACAGGCAUGCUCUCGAAUGGCCUUCUUUCACCUACGGCAUCGCAGUUCCCAGCACCGCCGCCCUCGCCCUCCAGCGGCCCUCGAUGAUCGGCACACUCGGUGAUCCCCGGCCUUCUGGUGACGCAGGAGAAUACGCGGGUCGAACGCUUUCGCCUUCCUCCUAUUACGGCUCGCAUCCGACGGCUGCUGGCGCCAUGGUCAAUUCGACAGAAGAGCGUCCGCAGUUCCCCGGAAGCCUACGUCGCAAGCGGACCGGACAAGGACGCACGGCUCGCGCGUAUUCCGAAUCCUCCUCAACGGCCGCGGACACUCCCAGCCGUUGGAGGAGUACGAACAACGGCAUGAUCGGCCCAUUGACAGGAACUGCGCCGACCGAGAGCCCACGAAGUAGCAUGAUCUUGUCCGGGCUGAGUGAUAGCGCUUACACCACGACCGAGGGCACAGGAACCGAGGAGUACAGCAACGGGCGCUCCCCCGCCGACGACGACGAGGGCGAUCCGAUGGACAUCGACGACCCGGAAGAGCUGCGCAUCUCGAGCGACCUGAGUGGCUCGAGCGAAGGCAUCGCGACCCGCCCACCAGCCUUCAUGACCUCUCCACUCAGCCCCUCAGCGCUCAGGGUCAAGAAGCGCCAGCAGCAACAACAACAACAGCAGCAGCCAUCGUCAACAACACCUGCUCACCACUCCGCGCCCGGCAUCGUGCCUUCGCCCAGCAAAGAGGAAGAAGAAGACGACAGCAAAGCUCUCGAAGACCUCCUCCUCCACCGCACGCCCUCGCCGGCCAACUCUUUCAAGUCCAACAUCACCCACAGCCCCUUCCACCACCACCACCGCCGCAACCGCUCGACCGCCGCCUCGGCCCCGUCAUCCCCGACCAAGCCCCCGCCGCCCCUCCCCGCCAGCGUGAUCCCGCCCCGCCACCCCCGCCACCGCCCCAAGACCUCCCUCACGGACCUAGCCACCAUCACCUCCCGCCGCCGCGGCGACAAUAAGGACGCUACCGCCAUGACCCCCCCUUCCCUCGAAGACUUCAACCACGCCGCCCUGCUCCGCAACUCUGCCGUCGCGACGCAGCAGCGUCGCCGUAGUAGCGCGGCCGGCAUCGGCAUCGGCGGCGGUGGUAGCGGUAAGAUUGGUGGUGUUGGUAAGCUCGGGCUCAGCGCGGCGGUGCGGCAGCAGCUGCGGCAGCGGGACAGCAUCAUCAAUCGCGGAAGGCAUCAGUACGGCAGCGGCGGCAACGGCGGCGGUAGCAGGGCGGGAUCGAUGGGGAAGAUGGGGGGAGGAGGUGGAGGAGGGGGAGGAGGAAGUGGUGGUGGCGGUGGGCCGAUCGUGUCGAAUAGCGGGAGGUUCAGCAAUCGGGCGGGGAGGGAGAGGAAGAGGAGGAGUGGGAAUGGGAGCGGUGCGGGUGUCGGUGUUGCAGGGGGGUCGAGGCUCAGUGCGUUGGGCCAGCUGGGAGGGGCAGAAGGGGCGUUGGUGGGCAGAGAUACGGGCGUUGGGGCGGAGGCGCCGGGGAUGAUGGAGCAGGAGGAGAGGGACGACGAGGUGGAAGGGGGGAGGGAGGAGGCGCUGACGGAUGCUCGUCCUGCUGCUGCUACCAGCGGCCUCCGCAUCCCGCUCAGCAUGAUCAGCAAUGCCGGCGCCAAAGCGAACUUCCUCGCUCCUUCAUCUCAGCAGCAGCCUUCGUCUCUCUGCCCUCCACCACCACCGUUUGGCUCAACCCCUUCGUCCCCGUCAAAGAAGUUCCAGACCGGAUCUUCCGGCAGCAGCGGCAUAUACGGCCUUGGCAGCAGCGGCUUCCGGGACGACGACCACUUCUUCAUGGGUCCGGGCAAGGCCAGGCGGCCAGUCAGCGUCGAGAGCAGUCCUACCCGCUUCAGCAGCAUGCGUGGCACUCACGAGAGUGUGAUUGGCGCCGCGGCUGCGGGCGCCGAGAGAGCCGGUGCGUGGAAGACGGGCGAGGUGAGCCCCGUGUCGCCUGGGGUGCCGCCGCUCCCGAGGAAGAGUGAGGAGAGGAAGACGAGGGAGAGCAGUGUGGUUGGGAAUGAGGCGUUUUUGUGA